GAUGGAUGCCGCAAGCAAGAAACCCUUCGAUAUCUGCUUAUUGCGGUCUGGAGAGAGCGACUUAAGCCCAUGACAGAAGGCAUGGCACUCCAGGGCCAAACCGGUAGCGCGACAGUGGAUGUUGUUGAGAAAGAUGUCGAACUUCAGCAACGCGUCCCUACGGCUCCAAUGCGCGAUACCGGCCAGGAUCUUGUCGAGUUCGACGGCCCUGACGACCCAGAGAAUCCAAAAAACUGGCCAAGGGCCAGAAGAUGGAAGAUCACUGCAGCCAUGGGAGGCAUGGCCUUCGUCGUCACAUUUGCAAGCUCGGUGUUUAGCGUUGCAAUUCCGCCGGUAGCUGAGAAGUACCAUAUCGGAACAGUUACUUCUACACUCGGCGUUUCGCUUUUCCUACUCGGUUUUGUUUUUGGUCCAAUCUUUUUCGGACCUGCAUCUGAAGUGUUCGGCCGCAGAAUACCUCUGUUCUCCGGUUACUUAUGCUUUGCCAUCUUUCAAAUACCAGUCGCUGUUGCGCAGAAUGUUGAGACGAUCAUGCUUGGUCGAUUCUUCGGAGGAUUUGCUGCGUCUUCGCCUCUGGCCGUCAUCGGAGGUGCUCUCGCCGAUAUCUGGAAUCCGAUCGAUAGAGCUUAUGGAGUCUGCAUCUUCGCAGCUGCCGCCUUUUCGGGACCAGUAGCAGGUCCGAUCAUUGGAGGGUUCGUGACUCAGUCCUACCUUGGCUGGCGCUGGACUGCAUGGAUCACCCUGAUCAUGGCCGCCUUGUUUGGCUGCAUCGGAUAUCUGGUGAUCCCGGAAACAUCGGCCUCGAAGAUCCUCCAGACCAAAGCGAAGAAGCUUCGAUAUGAGACCAAGAACUGGGCGCUGCAUGCCAAAGCUGACGAAAGUCCCGUCAAUGCAAAGACCCUGAUCUUCGUGUAUCUUGUUCGGCCGUUUAUCAUGAUCUUCCAGGAGCCCAUUCUCGCCCUUGUCACUGCAUACAUGAGUUUUAUCUACGGUAUCUUAUACCUAUUUUUCGAGUCUUUCCCCAUAAGCUUCCAGGAGGAGCGUGGGUGGAAUGCCGGUGUCGGAUCGUUGCCUUUUGCCUCUUUCAUCGUCGGCAUUGCCAUGGGUACUGGACUCAUAGCAUAUUCUACGCGAACCAAUUUCACCAGAGCCUUCGAGAAGCACGGUAGACCAAUUCCCGAAGAACGUUUGCCGCCUAUGAUUGUGGGUGCUGCGGCCCUCCCUAUCGGCCUCUUCUGGUUUGCUUGGACUUCGGAUCCUCACAUCACCUGGGUACCACAGGUUCUUUCGGUCGCACUACUUGGUAUGGGAUGUUUGGUCACGUUCUGGCAGGGCAUGAACUAUAUCAUCGACUGCUAUGGCUUUUACUCGAACAGUGCUAUCGCUGUCAACACAUUUGUCCGGUCCAUUGCCGCAGCAGGCUUUCCGCUGUUUGCGCCGGCCAUGUACCAUCGUCUGGGCACAGCGUGGUCGACAUCGCUUCUGGCGUUUCUCUGCGUCGCCUUUUUUCCGACGCCAAUCUUAUUCUACAAGUACGGAGCCAAGAUCAGACAGAAAUCCAGGUUUAAACCGACGGGCUAAAGGGAUCAUCUAGACUGGCUUUGGAGAACUGUAUCACUUUGUAGCAGCUUUUACCACGCAGAAUACAUUGGAAAGACAACCGCAAGCCAAUUUCUAGUGCCAAUGACCGACAAUGACCGUUCUAAGGUUCGAACUGAUGCCUCAGCAAGGAUGGUACCGGCGCGCACGCCGCCAGGAGCAACAAAGGGAAUUCCAC
Molecule: messenger RNA, 1777 nt
Organism: Exophiala xenobiotica
Lineage: Eukaryota; Fungi; Ascomycota; Eurotiomycetes; Chaetothyriales; Herpotrichiellaceae
Exons: 7
Coding region: 70-1581 (503 amino acids)
Biological process (GO): transmembrane transport
Molecular function (GO): transmembrane transporter activity
Source: RefSeq, a predicted model, not a curated record